AUGGGCAAAGUCUCUCUGACCACAUACACUUUGGUGGUCUUCCUCCUCGCCACCAGCUGUUAUGCUGAGUUGGGAGAAGUUAUUUCAUGCUCUAAACACCAGACAGCUUUUGACGGAGCUUGCUAUGAGUUUGUGGGUCUGCAGUUUUCCUUUUUGAGAGCUGAAGGGUGGUGUGAGCGAGGUGGUGGACACCUGGUCUUCAUCUUGAAUGAUGAAACACAGCAGUUCCUCCAAACGCACCUAGAGCCGGAUAAGGAUUGGUGGCUGGGGCUGGCACCUGCAUCCCCAAACCUCACACUGGAUGUCUCGCCCACUGAAGGUUCUCUUGCAUGGUUGGAUGGUUCAGAUGUCAGCUACAGUAACUGGGUAAACUUACCAGAAGCCCGGGCGACAUGUGGAUACAUCCUGAGAGACACAGGAUUCCAGUGGACGGCCACAGAAAAUUGUACGCAGGAACUGAACUUCAUCUGCCAAUUUGAUUUUGGAAGAACAGUUGCAUGUCAAGGCCAAAAUGCGACACUGCAAUGUGGUUCGGGACAGGUUCUAGAGAUCGAGGAUGCCUUCUACGGGCGAAAAACUGUUCACUAUUGCCGAUCCCACUUCACAGAUUUGCCCGCAUUCUCCCAGGAGGAAUGUAGCUGGAUUAAUGUCCUGGAAUCAGUAAAAGCUCAUUGUCGUGGACUGCAGGCCUGCCAGGCUCCACUGAAUCUGAACUCCUUGACUGAGCCGUGUCCCCUGAUGCGAAGUUAUCUCUCUGUGGAAUACCGCUGCAAAGAUGGACUUCACUUAUUGAUGCCUAAACUGGCGUCUGUUGUUGAUAACGUCACCAUCACUGUGAAGUGGCUGCUUCAUCCAUUUCACGGAAAUUUAACUUGCACUGUGGAAGCUGGAGACGGACACAUCAUUGAUCCAUACAAUCCAGAAGAGACGGAGUCCUCCAUCAUACACAGAUUUCAGCAGCCUGGUGUGUUUGUCGUUGUGGUUGAGUGCACUACCAGUGACUGGCACGUCACGGCUCAGAAAACUAUAACAAUCCAGGAGCCUGUUGGAGAGUUCAGAGCGGCUACGUGUUAUGGCAGCAAUGCGACAACAGAUGGCGCCAAAUGCAACGUACUUUAUGGCAGCCCUGUUCAGAUUCAGCUUGGGUUAGAAACAGGUACAAGUGUUUCCUACACAGUUCAUUGCAAUGACAGUCAGCUUGCAAAUUUUUCAGUGGACUCUGGCAUCACGCCUCACAACAUCACACUGGAGGGGACUGUAUUGGAAAGUCUUAAACACGGCUGCAACAAUCUAACCGUAGCAGCAUCUAAUGGAGUCACACCUCACCCCGUGUCCACUCAUAUCCUGCUAUGCCUGCUGGAGCCUGUAGUCGGCCUGCAGGCCUCAGUGAUGGCAGAGUUGGAUGCAUGUCCAGACUCUCACAAUCUGACAAUCGGUGUGUCACUGGAGCGAGGAGCUCCAGUGGAACUGCUUUUUAAUCUCACCGGGUUUAGAGACACGCUGACUGAGACCAGAAACAUGCUAUAUAACAGCCAUCAUAAUUACACAUUCUCAAGCCCACUGGAAGAGCUUUUUCAAGUGAAGGUCCAAGCUGUGAAUGUCCUUUCAACUUCUCAGCUGGAAGUGGACUUAGUGAAAAUACUUCAAGCUUGCCAGAAUUACUCCUCGUCUAGCCAAGAGGGAAAUACAAAAGAAGACUCUAAAAUCCCAGGUGGCUUGGAAAUAACGGCUUCUCCUGAUAAGCAGGUUGACCGCAGUCAGACCGUUGAGCUGAAUGUAAUUGGUGCCGAAUCGUUGAACAGCAAUGGACUGAUAUUUGAGUGGCAAUGUAGAGGGAACUGCUCUUGCAGAAAUGCAACUUGGGGUAAAACUCACAUUAUUGAAAAUGAUUGCCUUCCCUAUCCAUUUGAAAUCGUUGAAUACACUUUGACUGCAAGGGAAAGAACAUGGUUUAGGAAAUGGGUGGAUGUUGCCCGAGCAUCUAAAUGCAUCAGUGUUGCUCCUAUAAAUGAAUUUCGAGACGUCGCAAUCAGUUGUGACAACUGUGAUUCCUUAACCAUGGAAGAAGAUGCAAAGCUAAGUCUCAGCUGUGCUACUACUUGCCCAGAUGUAGUUUGGUUUAUUCAAGAUCCCAAACCAUUAACGGGUGAUCUCAGUGAAUGCUACACCAAAGCAGGAACAAGCCCUCCCAUUGAAAAACAACACGGUAGCACUAAAUACACAGUUUCCAGUCAAUAUCUAAAAUUUUCGAGGAGCAUGCAGCGCGACAUCAACGUGAUUGCUUAUGGUGAGAACGUCCUUGGUUUUGCCAAGUACGUUGUUCCAACGCGAGGUCCUGAAACAGAAGCGCCUGCUGAGGCUCCUGAUGCCCCUACAUGUAGCAUCUCUCCACACUCAGGAACUGUGCUUGAUGCUUUUGAAAUUACCUGCCAGUCAACAUCUUUCUGCUCCACAGGCUGCAUUUAUUGUUUCAAGACCAACACAGGCAAACAUUUGCGUUGCAGUAAUACCAAUGUGGUAAAACCAAUCUUCUUGCCUGUGGGAGAUGAGAAGAACAGUCACGUUGUGUCUGUGGUCGUGACAAUGAAAAAUCAACAGACAACAACUACUGCAACUGUUGCAACUCAGGUAUUGAAAAGUAACUCCAGCACCCCCAUAACGUCUCUGCAGUCUGCAGUGGAAGACACUGUAGAUCAGCUGGAGCAGCAAGGUCUGCUCUCUGGCGAGGCAAUCGGACAGGUAUUCACUUCUGUUUCGGACAUGCUGAACUCAGAGACUGGGCAAGAUCAGAAGGAUGCAAAAGCUAAGCUCCGUGAGCAAAUGUUGACCAAGAUGACAGCAGUUCUGCAGGACAGUCCUAGCAACACGACUCGGGAAGUUCAAGUGACGGCCGAGGCUGUGGCUGGAUUAACACAGAUAUCAGAUGAACUGAGUCCUGCUGCUCAAGAAGAAGCUGGUUCAUUGUUGGUUAACCUCAGCUCCUCCCUCAAGACUUUGACCAUCAAGCCAUCUGAAAGUGGAGAUGAAGAUAUUUUACAAGCAGCUACGCCAAUAGUUGAAGCAGCUAGUAAUAUUCUGAAUGUUUCAUCAAACAAAAAAGUUUCAGAUUUCCUUCUGGCUGGGAUCAACAAUCUUCAGAGUGCUUUGCUGAAUAACAAGCAGUUGGAUGCGAAACCUGCGGUCAUCGAUUCUGGUCAGAUCAGUUUGUAUGUCAACAGAAUAUCCUCAGACGACAUGCAGACGCAGCACAUAAAUGUCCAGAAGAAAGGCUCCUCCAGCUUUUCCAUUCCCUCACUACCGGCUGGCGUUGUCUCUCCGGGGGAGCCAGUAGACAUCAGAAUGAUGAGCUUUGAGAAAAACCCAUUCGCUUGGAAGGAGGAAAACAUCACAGGAACUGUGGCCUCACUGUCUUUCACCAGAAUGAACAGCACAGUUAUACCUGUUGAAAACCUGCCUAAGGAAAUAGAGAUUCGUCUGCCCAGACUUGACGUUGGACAGCAGAACAGCACAGUCCUUGACCUUUCCAAUUUCAGCACAUUAAUGAUUGACAUACCGUCACCAGAGGUGACCCUGGUGCUAAAGCUGGAGCCAUCUCAAGACAUACCCUUCAUGGUUUUCCUUGGAUAUAAAGUGUACCCACAUGAGAAGAGCUACGUGGCCAAGACUCAGCUCCCACUAGAGAAUGUAAAUGAAGAGGAAAAAUUUACCUGGCUGCUGAGUCACAAGGACCGAACAGGAAGAGCUGGAAUUCAUUUCCUUCUUGUCAAGCCGAUUGUUGAGCCUGGCGUCAAAUCCGUCAAUGCCACAGUUACUGUGACUUCCAUUGCUGCUCAGUGCAAAUACUGGAAUGAAACCAAGUCCUCGUGGAGUGAAGAAGGCUGCAGGGUCGGCCCCCUCACUACCCCGCUGGUCACUCAGUGUCUCUGUAACCACCUAACAUUCUUCGGCAGCUCCUUCUUUGUCAUGCCCAACCUGGUGGACGUUACCCGCACUGCCAAACUCUUUGCUACAUUUGCUAAUAAUCCGGUAGUGGUGUGCUUUGUGGGAUCCAUUUUUGCUGCUUAUCUGCUGGCGGUGUUAUGGGCACACAGGAAAGACAUCCAGGACUCCACCAAGGUCAAAAUAACAGUCCUUGAGGACAACGACCCUCUGGCAGAAUAUCGCUACAUGCUUACUGUUAAUACAGGACAUCGUCACAGUGCAUCAACCUCCUCUCAGGUUACCAUAACUCUACUGGGAACAGAGGGAGAAAGCGAACCCCACCACCUGACAGACCCUGAAAAGCCUGUGUUUGAGAGGGGCGGGGUGGACAUGUUUCUGUUGACCACACACUUUUCUCUUGGAGAUCUGCAGAGCAUAAGACUCUGGCACGACAAUUCAGGGGACCACCCUGCUUGGUAUGUGAAUAAAGUGAUGGUGCAGGAUCUGGAAACUGGUCAGAAAUGGCACUUUCUCUGCAACUCCUGGCUUGCUGUAGACAUGGCUGAGUGCUGGCUUGACAAGGUCUUUCCUGUCGCAACAGAGUCGGAUUUAAAGAGAUUUAGUAACUUGUUUUUUAUGAAGACAGCCAAGGAUUUUCAAGAUGGGCACAUCUGGUUCUCGGUCAUUAGCCGGCCUCCCUGCAGCACAUUCACACGUGUGCAGCGAGUGUCGUGCUGUUUUUCCCUUCUGCUCUGCACCAUGCUGACGAGCAUCAUGUUUUGGGGCAUCCCCACAGACCCGUCUGAGCAGACCAUGGACUUAGGUCACAUUGAGUUCACCUGGCAGCAGGUUAUGGUUGGAUUUCAAAGUUCCAUCAUCAUGUUCCCCAUCAAUCUGCUUAUUGUCAGCAUCUUCAGAAACACUCGCCCGCGAGAGAAAGCUGCCAAAGCAGAAGGACUAAAACAGGGCAACACAGUUAGAGUUUCUCCCUCACAGACUUCAUCUCCUCCCACAGAGAUCAAGCACAUCACUGCAGACACUGUGAUCAAGGAUAUAAAGAGAAUUGCACAGUCGCUCUCAAAGGCCAUGAAGAGUCCACCGCCACGUUUUGAGCUCCAUCCAGGUCAGCAGGCAGACAUAAACACACUGCUGUCUCUGGUGGAGGACAUCAUUAGACAUCAGAACAAAAUGGCUGGGGAUUUCUAUUCAAACAUUUCCAAGGCAGACAGCAUGAUCUUGAGUUUGGGCGCUGUGAAUUUACAAGAAAACGGAUUGUGGGGGAGCCCAGAAAAGACUUUUGAUGAAACUCAAAAGAAGACCAACAACAGUCGGUACUUGUACAAGCAGCUGCGUCAUGUCGAGAAGGAGCUUCGUCUACUGGGACCUGCUCGUUUUCCAAACACCAGCAGCUACAACAGGGCCAUGCAGCAAGUCCAGGGAAUGAAGAGUCACUUGGAGUUCUUGCUGGAUGGAGAUCAGCUGAACCGCAGCCCUAGUCCUGAAGAAAGCAUCAGCAGCAGCGCUGAAAAGAAGCGCAGCCAGGGAGGGCUGCCAUGGUGGUUUGUGUUUGUUGGGUGGAUUUUGGUUAUUGCAACCAGUGCUGUGUCAGGAUACUUCACUAUGAUGUAUGGGCUGACUUACGGGAAGGACCAGUCUAUAAACUGGCUUAUUUCCAUCGUGGUGUCCUUCUUUGAGAGUCUUUUUAUCACCCAGCCUCUAAAGGUUCUUGGUUUUGCUGCUUUCUUUGCUCUCGUUCUGAAGAAAGUUGACCAGGAAGAAUUUGGAGAACCUCAGAUAGACGAGAAGCUCACGCAUCCAGAUGAUCCUGAUGUAGUGCAAGUCGCUAGAAGAGACAGCACGUGUAGUUUCUACCAGCCACCACCUCCUACUGACAUCGAGAGGAUGAGGAAAAACGUAAUUCAAGAGCAGAAAGUUUUUGGCCUCAUCAGGGAAAUUCUUGCUUACAUGGGAUUCAUGUGGGUGUUGCUUCUGGUGGCGUACGGUCAGAGGGAUCCUAACGCUUAUUUUCUGAGCCGACACAUUCGACAAAGCUUCAGCAAAGGAAUCUCCAACACCAUGAGCAUCCAGGACGUGUUCAACUGGGCAAACACUACCUUACUGAGCAGCCUUUAUGGCAAUUACCCAGGUUUUAUUACGGAUGGAAACUCAAAGCUGGUGGGUAAUGCUCGUCUCCGCCAGGUGAGAGUGCAGAAAAACUCAUGUCGCGUUGCCCGGACCAUGCAGGAGUCUGUGCCAGACUGUCACACUCCUUAUUCCUGGGAGUCAGAGGACAGGGGCUCCUAUAGCCCAGGUUGGAGUCUGUCUGUAGGAGAUAACACAUCACUGAACCCCCACAGUCCAUGGGUGUACCGAUAUCAGAGCGAGCUGAGGGCAUUUCCUAUCUGGGGCAGCGUGAUGCUCUACAGAGGAGGCGGCUUUGUCAUCAAUCUGGGGCCAGACUUACAGAGGUCGAGAAGAACUCUCAAGUACCUCCAUAACAGCACCUGGUUAGAUGUGUACACCCAAGCCAUCUUUGUUGAGUUCACUGUGUACAACGCAAAUGUGAACCUCUUCUGCAUUGCUACCCUGAUGCUGGAAACCACAGCCAUUGGGGCUUUCCAAUUCCGCAGUGAGCUUCACAGUAUCCGUCUUUACCAGUCAACUGGUGGCCUCCAUGUCUUCGUCAUGGCCUCUGAAAUUGCUUAUUUUCUUUUCAUCAUCUACUAUAUGUUCGUUCAGGGAAAGCUAAUGAGGAGCCAGAAGUGGUCUUAUUUCAAGACAAAGUGGAACCUGUUGGAGCUGGCGAUAAUAAUCCUCAGCUGGAGCGCACUGUCUGUCUUCAUCAAGAGAACUUUACUGGGAAAGAGGGAUAUGAGUUUUUAUCAGAACAACAAACACCAAUUUGCCAGUUUCCAUGAGACAGCCCAGGCAGAUGCAGUGCUUGGGUAUCUGAUCGCCUUUCUGGUUCUGCUGGCUACAGUCAAACUGUGGCACCUGCUGAGACUCAACCCGAAGCUGCACAUGAUCACGGCCACACUGCAGCGAGCUUGGACUGAUAUUUCAGGCUUCCUGGUGGUCAUGACCAUAAUGUUCUUGGCUUACUCCAUUGCCUCCAACCUGAUGUAUGGGUGGAAGCUUUACUCUUACAGGACUCUGCUUGAUGCUGCACAAACUAUUGUCAGCUUGCAGCUUGGUAUUUUCAACUAUGAAGAGGUUCUGAACUACAAUCCAGUGCUCGGGGCUUUCCUUAUUGGUUCCUGCAUUGUGUUCAUGACCUUCGUGGUGCUGAACCUCUUCAUCUCUGUUAUUCUUGUGGCAUUCAGUCAAGAACAGAUACAUCAUAAGCCAUCAGAAGAAGAGGAGAUUGUUGACCUGAUGUUGAUCAAACUCUGCAACAUGUUCGGACUCAAAUGUCAGAAGAAAGUGGUUGCAUAACUGGGAUUCUUCUGAGGAAAAAGAUUGACAUCUAACAUCAUAAAAUAACAGAAAUACAUUGGUUCAGUCACCGUCA
This is a messenger RNA of Poecilia reticulata (guppy), 7432 nucleotides long. RefSeq names its product polycystin-1-like protein 2. Gene Ontology annotation, molecular function: protein binding; carbohydrate binding; calcium ion binding. The record is from RefSeq and is a predicted model, not a curated record. Gene Ontology annotation, biological process: detection of mechanical stimulus. NCBI's taxonomy places the organism in Eukaryota, Metazoa, Chordata, Actinopteri, Cyprinodontiformes, Poeciliidae. Gene Ontology annotation, cellular component: membrane.